Messenger RNA from Salvelinus sp. IW2-2015, 2791 nucleotides. It is a transcript of the gene cat, whose product is annotated as catalase. Gene Ontology annotation, molecular function: heme binding; catalase activity. Lineage: Eukaryota; Metazoa; Chordata; Actinopteri; Salmoniformes; Salmonidae. The record is from RefSeq and is a predicted model, not a curated record. Gene Ontology annotation, cellular component: mitochondrion; peroxisome; cytoplasm. Gene Ontology annotation, biological process: response to hydrogen peroxide; hydrogen peroxide catabolic process.
ACUGAAUCGGCGGAAUGAAUAUCCAUUAGCCAAGGAGGAGGAGCCAAGCCGUACAAAGUACAUAAACUCUGCUAUUUAGCUAGCAAGCAUAUCAAUUUUUCACGCAUUUGUGGUUUAAAGUUUUGUUUGCACGAUGGCUGAUUAUAGAGGGAAAGCAACCGAUCAAAUGAAGCUAUGGAAAGAGGGCCGAAGCGCUCAGAGGCCAGACACCCUGACCACAGGGGCUGGUCACCCGGUAGGGGACAAGCUGAAUAUAAUGACCACAGGUCCCCAGGGGCCCCUCCUGGUGCAGGAUACCCCGUUCAUAGAUGAGAUGUCACACUUCGACCGUGAGCGCAUCCCAGAGAGGGUGGUGCACGCCAAGGGAGGCGGAGCGUUCGGGUACUUUGAGGUGACACAUGACAUCUCUCGCUACUGCAAGGCCAAGGUGUUUGAGCAUGUGGGCAAGACCACACCUAUCGCCAUCCGCUUCUCCACAGUGGCUGGGGAAUCGGGCUCAGCCGACACAGUGAGAGACCCACGUGGCUUUGCAGUCAAGUUCUACACUGACGAGGGCAACUGGGACCUUACUGGCAACAACACCCCCAUAUUCUUUAUCAGGGACGCCAUGCUGUUCCCAUCCUUUAUCCACUCUCAGAAGCGCAACCCCCAGACUCACCUGAAGGACCCAGACAUGGUGUGGGACUUCUGGAGCCUGCGGCCUGAGUGUAUGCAUCAGGUGUCCUUCCUGUUCAGUGACCGUGGUCUGCCUGACGGCUUCCGCCACAUGAACGGCUACGGCUCCCACACCUUCAAGCUGGUCAACGCCGAGGGUCAGCCUGUCUACUGCAAGUUCCAUUACAAGACCGACCAGGGCAUCAAGAACAUGAAACCUGAGGACGCCGAGCACCUGGCUUCCACCGACCCGGACUACGCCAUCCGAGACCUUUACACCUCCAUCGCCAACGGCAACUUCCCCUCCUGGUCCUUUUACAUCCAGGUCAUGACCUUUGAGCAGGCAGAGAAGUUCCAGUGGAACCCCUUUGACCUGACCAAGGUGUGGUCUCACGAGGAGUACCCCCUCAUUCCUGUGGGGAGGUUGGUGCUCAACAGAAACCCUGCCAACUACUUUGCCGAGAUUGAGCAGCUAGCCUUUGACCCCAGCAACAUGCCCCCGGGCAUCGAGCCCAGCCCUGACAAGAUGCUGCAGGGGCGUCUGUUCUCCUACCCAGACACACACCGGCACCGGCUGGGCGCUAACUACCUGCAGCUGCCCGUCAACUGCCCCUUCAGGACCCGUGUGGCCAACUACCAGCGAGAUGGGCCCAUGUGCAUGUUCGACAACCAGGCUGGCGCUCCCAACUACUUCCCCAACAGCUUCAGUGCUCCAGAGACCCAGCCCCAGCACGUGGAGACCAGGUUUAAGGUGUCCCCAGAUGUGGGUCGCUACAACAGUACUGACGACGACAACGUCACACAGGUGCGUACCUUCUUCACUAAGGUGCUGAACGAGGAGGAGCGUCAGAGGCUUUGUCAGAAUAUGGCUGGUGCCCUGAAGGGAGCCCAAGUCUUCAUCCAGAAACGCUGGGUUCAGAACCUGAUGGCUGUGCAUGCAGACUAUGGAAACGGGGUCCAGGCCCGACUCAACGAUGCCGAGCCCAAGAAGGACGCUGUGAGAGUGUAUACCCUUGGAGGAGCCGCUGCCAUCACUGCCUCCUCCAAGAUGUGAUGCCUUAACUUCCACCUGUUGCGCUUACCAGCCUGCUAUCCAAGAUCCUACUUCUAACCGUCCGUGAAUGCCAUAGCUAAUCAUGAUUUAAUAUUCCUCAGGCUACUUACAACAUUGUUCUAACGUGUUUGCUGUCCAUUUUGCCAAAGUUCACACAGAAAUGUAUGUAGUCAGACUGCAGCCCGAUGGGAGAAGAUCUGUCCCCAAACUACAUCUGUCAAAUAUACAGGUCUGCUGUCUGAAAUGUUUAUGCCAUUUUCAGUAUAGUGAUCCAUCUCUUCCCAAUUAUGUAUUGUUUGUGUGUCCAUACUUCAUCAAAGCCCUGAUAGUUAGCUUAAAAGAGGUAUGUGUUAGCCUAUAUGCAAAAAAAAGACAUUUAUCCUCGUUAAACAAACCACCAAUGUUUUCGAAGAAGAUUCAUCUUUAUUUUGCAGUUUAAACUUAAGUUCUCUUCAAAAGUGUUCCUGUGUUAAGGCCUACACCAUAUUCCUUGUUUAUAUUAGAAAUAGUUUCCGGCCAUCGAUCGGUGAGAAUGACUGUGAUUGAGUCAUGAAAGAAUGUUUGAGUCAUCGUCCUCGCAGCCAAACCAACACACCAGUGCCUUUUUGGUUAGAAACGUAUCCAUAGUCACCAUGGCAUUAUAAAGGGUUUGCAAAGACUUUUAUGAAUAAUCUCAUGUACCAAAUGUCUUCUGUAUAUUUGUGUACAGACUCUGAAUCACUAAAGAGUUGUAUUAGGGCUGGGGAAACAAGAACCACCACUGUUUACUGUCCUUCUCACAAAUCUCCCUAUUCGUUUUCUAUGUUCCAGCUAAGCCCUGGACUGUUAGUGUUUCUGUGCUAGGUAGCAUUCCCCAUCACAUCACCUGUCUGAAGAGAAGUGAUUUGUGAUAUUAAUAUGCAAUUGUGAACUUUGAACCACAAAAUAAGAUGCAUUAUUGAGUGCUUGAUCUUUCAAUUUAUGCUAAUACGGUCGUAUGAAAAAGUUUGGGCACCCCUCUGAGGCUGCAUAAUAAUUUAUUCUGUCGUCACAGAAAAUGAUCAGUGGCAUGCCAUUCCUUUUCUAAUAAGCUGAGUACUGGGG